CUUUCAGAUCGAGUCAGCCUUAGCUCAAGAAGACGGGCCUGCCAAGAGGGGGCGGGAUGGACUGUUUAAAAAAGAACGUCCAGCAUGAGGUCAAACUUAAGGGGACAUAUUGUAGUUGCCGAGAGCCAUUUCACAUCAAUUUUGAAGCAAGGAUCACCAUAUUUAAUGACAUGGUCAACGCCUACCUUCGCCUACUUGAAAGGAGAAGCCUUCUGGCUCCCACUCCACCCACAAUCUGGUCAUUUGCUUCUUUCUUCUUGGUGGCGUGGCGACAUGGUGGAUUCGCUAGAGUCGAACGGUGGACUGGAGAACAAAAUAUCCUAGACCGAGACGUCAUAUUGUUUCCCGUUCUUUUGGAGGCAGAAUUCCGCUGGGUGUUGGCAUCAGCGUUUCCAAAGAUUAUGGAAAUUCAUAUCUACGAUUCACUCCGACGAUCACGCCCCAAACUGGCAAAGGAAAUUCAAUCCUACCUAACCGACUAUGCUACAUCCCGGGAAUGUCCUAUUCUCCAGCUGGACACUUGUCCCGAACUCAGCCUGCCUCCAGCAAAACCCCGACGGGAAAGAUGGUGGGGUCUUCAUCUGCUUCUUCACAGAACAGCUACUGAAGAGACAGUCGACUGA
Messenger RNA from Macrosteles quadrilineatus (aster leafhopper), 623 nucleotides. RefSeq lists its product as uncharacterized. The record is from RefSeq and is a predicted model, not a curated record. The coding region runs from base 57 to 623 and encodes 188 amino acids. Gene Ontology annotation, biological process: proteolysis. The transcript has 2 exons. Gene Ontology annotation, molecular function: cysteine-type peptidase activity. NCBI's taxonomy places the organism in Eukaryota, Metazoa, Arthropoda, Insecta, Hemiptera, Cicadellidae.